Messenger RNA from Tetrahymena thermophila SB210, 678 nucleotides. RefSeq names its product glycosyl hydrolase family 25 protein. Lineage: Eukaryota; Ciliophora; Oligohymenophorea; Hymenostomatida; Tetrahymenidae. The transcript has 2 exons. Gene Ontology annotation, molecular function: lysozyme activity. Gene Ontology annotation, biological process: peptidoglycan catabolic process; signal transduction; cell wall macromolecule catabolic process. The record is from RefSeq and is a predicted model, not a curated record.
AAAAAGUUGUAUAUUAAAAAAAAAUAAAUGAUUAAAAUUGCUUUCGUAGUAUUGCUCGCCUUAAUCUCCUUAUAAGGAGCUCAAGCUGUUAUUGGUGUUGAUAUUUAUUCUCCCUUCAAUAACUUCUAGUGCUUAAAGAACAAUGGAGUCUAGUUUGCUAUUGUUAGAGGUUACAAAAGUUACGGUGCUGUUGAUUCAGGCAAUGUUGAUACUCUCAAAAAUGCUAAGUCUGCAGGUUUAAUUACAGAUAUUUAUCAUUUUCCUUGCCUUGGUAAAGUUAGUGCAGCUGAUUAGGUUUAAGCAACUGUUAAUACUUUUGGAUCCUUGUACGGAACUGUUUGGGUUGAUGUUGAAACUAAUCCAUCAUCUGGCUGUGGUUGGACUUCUAAUGUUAACACUAACUGCUAAUUCUUGAAGGAUAUUGUUGCAGCUUACAAAUCUCAUGGCAAGUUAGUUGGUAUUUAUAGUUCUUAAUAUUAGUGGACAACUAUCUUCGGUGCUGCUGGUAACUGUCCUUACUUCACCAACCUCCCAAUCUGGUACGCUCACUACGAUAAUUCUCCUAGUUUCAGUGACUGGAGUAAGUACUAAUUUGGUGGCUGGACAAAGCCUGCUAUCAAGUAAUAUAUUGGCGAUACUACUUUAUGUGGUCUUGAUGUUGAUAUGGAUUACUAUUGA